UGCAAAAGCGAAAGCAGGAAAUUGUUUCAGCAGUGCAGCCCCACAGAAGCUGAGGCUGAGACUGAGUCUGAGGCCUUUCUGCUGGCUCUGCUCAUCGGCCCAUCGACUGACCCAUCGGCCCCACUGCAAUCAGCCCUGCCUGAAAUGCUGAAGCCUGCUCUGGCAGCCCGAGGGGGCUUUUGUUUUGAGAAUUGCCAGAGAAAUGCAUCCUUAGAAUACGCCUUUCCGGGGCUCCGUGUUCCUCAUGCACGCAAGACCGGGACCACCAUCGCGGGCCUGGUGUUCCGAGACGGUGUCAUCCUGGGAGCAGAUACGCGGGCCACUAAUGAUACGGUUGUAGCAGACAAGAACUGUGAGAAGAUUCACUACAUCGCCCCCAAAAUUUACUGCUGUGGGGCUGGAGUAGCCGCGGAUGCCGAGAUGAGCACGCGGAUGGUGGCGUCUAACAUGGAGCUACACGCCUUGUCCACGGGCCGCGAGCCUCGCGUGGCCACAGUCACUCGCAUCCUACGCCAGACGCUCUUCCGGUACCAAGGCCAUGUGGGGGCGUCCCUAAUCGUGGGUGGCAUAGAUUUGAACGGACCGCAGCUGUACAACGUACAUCCCCACGGCUCCUACAGCCGGCUGCCUUUCGUGGCCCUGGGAUCUGGGCAGGACGCAGCCCUGGCAGUACUGGAGGACCGGUUCCAGCCGAACAUGACACUGGAGGCUGCGCAGGGGCUGCUGGUGGAAGCCAUCACCGCAGGGAUCCUGGGAGACCUGGGUUCUGGGGGCAAUGUAGAUGCAUGUGUGAUCACUGCAACAGGCACCAAGCUGCUGCGAGCACUGAGCUCACCUGUAGAGCCCAUGAAAAGGCUUGGUCAUUACCGAUUGACACCUGGAACCACAGCAAUUCUGACUCAGACGGUGCGGCCACUUAACCUGGAGCUCCUGGAGGAAACUGUGCAGGCCAUGGAGGUGGAGUGAAGUCACCUGCGGUUUUAGAGCCCUAAAUGAGUGGAGCCAACCUGGGAAAAUACAAACACCUAAACAGA
Cavia porcellus (domestic guinea pig) is the source of this 1034-nucleotide messenger RNA. RefSeq names its product proteasome 20S subunit beta 10 (gene Psmb10). The record is from RefSeq and is a predicted model, not a curated record. Gene Ontology annotation, cellular component: proteasome core complex. The transcript has 8 exons. Gene Ontology annotation, molecular function: threonine-type endopeptidase activity. The coding region runs from base 145 to 966 and encodes 273 amino acids. Lineage: Eukaryota; Metazoa; Chordata; Mammalia; Rodentia; Caviidae.